Messenger RNA from Siniperca chuatsi (mandarin fish), 1313 nucleotides. RefSeq lists its product as uncharacterized. NCBI's taxonomy places the organism in Eukaryota, Metazoa, Chordata, Actinopteri, Centrarchiformes, Sinipercidae. The transcript has 4 exons. Bases 326 to 691 code for a protein of 121 amino acids. The record is from RefSeq and is a predicted model, not a curated record.
AGGAAACAGCCUAUGUUACAGUACACAACAAAAGCCCACAUUUCACCUGGGUGCCCGACUGUUUAGAGGCUUGUAUCAACAACAGAAAUAGAUGAACGCGUUUUUGGAGGAAGAACCAUGAUGCGCAAUUACGCACGGGACUAAAGGAAUUUGACGACUGGCCUGUCUUUUUGUUUCUCCUCCAGGGGAUUCGCUGUCCAUACUUUUGAGUCCUCUCCAUUUACGAGACGAUAUCUAUGCACGACGUCAUCAGUGCAGCUACAGCCUCUCCUCACCUUUUUAACUCUGAAGUUAACCAUCCAGUCCUCUAUGUGCACAGGGCAGGAUGGGAUGCUCCACCAGUUCCCAAACUUCAGCGGUAGAUACGACUCGACCCAGUGCUAAGCCCGAGGAGAGCAACGGAGCCAGCACAACAGGGGCAGCCAAUGAGAACGGUAAAGUAGCUGAGGACAGUGAAUCUAUUCUGGACCAGACACCUGCUGAGGGCGGCGAUGCUAAGCCUGCAGAUGAACCAGCUGCAGCUGCAACAUCUGCAGACAGCACCGCUGCAGCUCCACCUGCAGGGGAGGAGCCUCAGCCUGCUGCAGCCAGUCCGCCCGCAGAGACAGCAGCUCUUGAGCAAGAAAAAGCAGAGGCCACAGCGACUGAUCCAGAGCCCAAAACAGAGGAGGCACCAGCUCCCAGUGAGUGAGGUGCAACACGAAUGACCACACAGAUGAGUUUGUUGGAAGUGUCCUACAUUGUUUGUAUGCAUGAGUGAAAGUAUGUGCAGGUGUGUGUGUUUGUGUGUGAAAGACAUCGCCUUGUUGCCAAGAUGCAGACCCUGUGAUGACCACUUUCAGUCAGGGUUCCUCAGUCAUCACCGUGCCUUCUUCUCCUCAUGAUGGUGUACGGCUGCAAUUUCCGCUUGAAACUUGAACUUGAAAUUUCUAUUUAUUAUAGAAUAGUAUAGAAAUUUAUAAUAGCAGAUUUUCUGAAAAAUCAUGUCUUUAACUUGAACCUAAGAGUCCAUUAUGUACUUUUCUACUAAAUUAGAAUUCUAAGAAAACCAAAGCCAAAAUAUAUUUGAUUUAUGAAAUGAUAUUCUUUUUGGGUAGCUGGCUUUGAUUUUACGACCAUGUUUAUAAUGAAUAUGAAGAGCUGAUACUUUAGCUGAUUUUAAACAUUAAGAGCAUGAAUGAGAUAAAAGUACACGUGAGACCUUUUUUGUUUGUUUGUUUCUGAUGUGUCAUGAUUUCUCUCUGGGAAGAUGACCUGAAAUCUGUAAUAAGCUAUGAACUGUCAAAAAAUUAAAAAGGCCACCUUAAAAAUGA